Messenger RNA from Tigriopus californicus, 1301 nucleotides. RefSeq lists its product as uncharacterized. The record is from RefSeq and is a predicted model, not a curated record. Bases 110 to 1162 code for a protein of 350 amino acids. NCBI's taxonomy places the organism in Eukaryota, Metazoa, Arthropoda, Copepoda, Harpacticoida, Harpacticidae. The transcript has 7 exons. Gene Ontology annotation, cellular component: extracellular region. Gene Ontology annotation, molecular function: protein binding. Gene Ontology annotation, biological process: proteolysis.
GAACUAAUAUUUUGACAGAACAAGCGAGAGGCAUUUUGAUAUCGCGACUGUAUCCGAAAUGAGCUUGAGCUGUUUCGAUUCCUAAUUACUACUCAAUUUCAGAGCAAGCAUGAGGAUUGUUCAGCUUCUUACUCUUGGUAUAGUCAUAAAUAUUUCCGUCGGUUGCAAGAGUGGAGAUCCUUGCUUUCAAGAAUUUCUUGACACUCAUUGCGUCCAAAAAGAUGUUGUCUAUCCGGGGAGCAAUUUGAUAACAUCUACCAAUAUAUCAAUAGAGGAAUGCCAUCAGGCAUGUCAAAACCAUCUGGAAUGCGAUCAUGCUUCCUACGCACCGGGUCAAAAAAUUUGCAAGCUGAAAUACCAAAAGAUGUAUUCAACCACAGAAUCCGGUUUCUAUGCCAUUCCAAAAGAUUGCAUUCCGAAUUGUUCAAUGGAUACAAAGGGCAGUCAUAACUCGAACCUUCCUGGUUCUUAUUUGGCGGACAGUCUAAUGGAUUGCCACUCCCUUUGCCUUGAACAUCCAGAAUGCGUCGGGGUGACUUGGGAGAGGCCAUGGGAGGUGAAUACAAAGGCUCCCAAUGCAUGCAAUUUGAAAAGGAAGAUGGCUGUCGGACUAAUUCGGACAAGCAUAUUUCAAGUGACGUUGCCUCGUUAUUGUUUACAUUCGAGAGAACAACCCAACGGCUGGCAUCUCUACCAAAACAAGUACUACAAGUUUAUUAACCAAAUUAAUUCUUAUGAAAGUGGAAUGGUGUCAUGCGGGGAAUUGGGUGGUCGAUUAGUCUCCAUAGAGUCUCAAGAGGAAUUCUUGUUUUUACGGUCAGUGGCUUUUACACUCAACUAUCAUCAUCCUGAGAAAUAUAAUGGGAGUUAUCGCUUAGGGCUCUUUAAGAGCAAUUGGACCUCCCUCAAGUGGACCUUGAGUAACGGAAACAUAUUCAAAGAAUCCCAGAUCGAUCUUUGGUGUCCAAAACAACCCUCCAUCGCCUCAUCAAUCGCAUACGCACGAUUAUGGAGUGGUGCUGGCUUUUGCGGCGAUGAUAUUUUUUCCUCGUUAUCAACUCAAAAUAUCAUUUGCGAAGCCUCAGUUUGUAAGGAGGACCUUCCAAAGAUGAAAAAUGUCCGAAAACAAGCCCAAAUUCCAAACUCACUCAUUCACCAGUAAGAUAUUAAAGAUUGAAAAGUUGGUUUGUGUUUGUGCUGUGGGAAACAAAGUGCUUUCGUUUGGUUAUCUUUUAUCCUUUUAUACAAACAGAUUGAGAAUAUCUAAACAUUUAUGAUCAAAUUAGUGUACAAAGCCAAAA